Emiliania huxleyi CCMP1516 is the source of this 423-nucleotide messenger RNA. RefSeq lists its product as hypothetical. NCBI's taxonomy places the organism in Eukaryota, Haptophyta, Isochrysidales, Noelaerhabdaceae. The record is from RefSeq and is a predicted model, not a curated record. The coding region runs from base 1 to 423 and encodes 140 amino acids. The transcript has 3 exons.
AUGGGCUGGCCGGGCAUACGCGCCUCGCUCGCUGCGGGCGGCGGCGCGGGUGGCAAGGAGGCGGGUGGCGAGGAGGCGGAGGCUGUGGAGGCGGGGGGCAAGGCUGGCGCGGAGUUUGUCUUGAGGCUGCCCGGCGCCCUGCUGCGGCUCAAGUCCUCCCUGCUCACCGCGGAGCACCGCGUCGUCUCGUGCGCCUUCCUGCAGCUGGGAGGGCUCGGCGCAGGCCUGUGCGACAUCGGCUCGGCGGAGGCGGCGCAAGAGGCGCUCCUCACCGUGCAGCGCGCCGCCGCCGCCUUCAAGGUCGCGCUGCUGCGCACGAUCGUCGACGACAAGGGCGUGCGCUGCCUCCUUGCCGGCGGCGUCCCUGGCUUCGCUGCCGAGGACGACGCGUGGCGCGCCGUGUCAUUGAGCCGCGACAGGUGA